UGCGUCAUUCCGCUAGCGUGGAAAAUCCCCGAGGCGGUAUAUAAACCGGUAACAGAGGCUGGCCGUUCACUAUACCACUUGAUCGUUCAUGAGUGAGGAGGUCGCCCGCCUGGCUGUCACCCUGCACGCCCGUCUAUUCUGCGUUCCGGAGUGAAGUCGAAGCCAAUCCACAGACGAAGAUGACCGACAUGCAAGAGGGACUACGCCAUCGGCUUCUUCAGGAGCUGGAAUGUCCAGUCUGCAUGGAGUACAUGGUUCCACCCAUCAUGCUGUGUAACAACGGCCACAAUCUCUGCUGUAACUGUAGGGUCACACUUGAGAAGUGUCCCAUCUGCAGUGGUCCAUUUCUGAAGGUACGGAACCUUUCUCUGGAGAGCCUCGCCACCGAGACACUGUAUCCUUGCAGAAACAUCCAGAGGGGUUGCACGAAGCUCCUCACCAAGAUGACAGUCAAGUGCCAUGAGACCGAGUGUGCGUUUGAUAACCAGAAGUGUCCUUUUGCCAAGAUAUCAAACACUCGGUGCAACUGGGUUGGUUCACUGGAUACUGUGAGACGACAUGUAGAGAGAAAUCACAAGGGCAGCUGUGUCCAGCGCGUCUCAGGGAAGUUCAAGACCGUUCUUCACAACGUGUCGCGUUCGCAGAGAUAUUACCAGGCCAUAAUAACUCUCGAUGAUCUGUUUUACGUGAGUUGGAGAGUUCACAGUGACGCUUUCUACUGCGCUGUGUUCUAUGUGGGGCCACAGGAAAAUGCUUCCGAGUUCAAGUACAGGUUUUCAAUUUCAACGAAGGAUGGAGAUUGUUAUUCGUUGUCUGCUGUCUCUCACAGUUAUUUUGAGAAUGUAAAUGACGUUGUUCGACAAGGAAAGUGCGUUACGAUAGAUUACAGCGAUGUGCAGAGAUGUUUUACGGACAACGGCGACCUGCCCUUCAGAAUGGAGAUUUCUCAGAUCUAAACAAGGAAAUUAUUGGAAAAAAAAAUGUGAUAAGAUGCAUCUAAAGCCAUUCUAGUGUCUGAACUUUAAAUAUUCUUAUUAGUUUUAAUAUUACUGUGCCAACAGUCUAACUUUGUGGAGUGAAUUAACGUCUUCCUUAGCCUUUGGUGCUCUGUGCUAACUGCAUAUGUCACGUCCCUUAACAGUCAGCAACUCUGUUGACAGAAUGUAUAUAUGGGUCUAAUAUGACUCGCAGAGUAAAUAGUGCUCAUUUCCUUAAACAGCAUCAAGCAGUUGGUCUUUGUAAUGGAGAAACAUUACAAAAUGUUUUGAGUCAGGAAUUGAACUUUUAAAUAUUUUUUUAUACAAAUUUCUUGCUUCAAAGUGUUAAAACAAAUGUUAAAUUUAGUACUAAUUUCUUCGUAAACUACGUAGAAUACUGAAAGAUUAUACAUUGAAGAUACUUUGUUUUAUCUACGUAGUGUUUUCAUAUCAUUUAAGACUGAACACUAUUGAGUGUUUAAAAAGUGAUUCAUGGAUUCAACCGUUCUCUGCUCCUCUGAAAAUGUCUUCGAUUUCUUUAAAUUUCACUUGUCAAAAGACUCAGAACUGAAAGAUUUAGUGACGUUUGUCAGCAGGAGAGAUUGUAAAAAAGUAGGUUCUGAUGGCUAAUUUUUUAAAGCACUCCUUAAAUCCUGAUUUUCAACAUACUACUGUGGUAUCAAACUGAAAAUGAAUACCAUUUGAGGAAACAUUCUGAAUUAAGUCUUAUCUGUAUGAAUAAUAAUUUUUGUGUAAAAAAAAAACACGAAUCUAAAGACAUUUAAUUUCUAAAGCAUUUGAACUGGGUGUCUCAAACAAAUAUGUUUGUUACGAGUAAAAAAAUAACAACUCAUAUAAGUUUCUGAAUACAGUGAUUCUAAUUUUAAACACAUUGUAAUUAGGAGUAUUAAUCCUACUACUUACAAUGUCUGUUUGUUGCCAUGCUGAAAACAGAUUAAAAAAAUUCAUGUACUGAUGUCUUUUCACAUCCAUACGUCAUAAUCAAUUUGUUCUGUACUUACCUGAUAUCCAUUUUAUGAGAUUAGAUAUAUAUAUUUUUUUUAUUUUGCACGUAUUCAUAAAUGUUCAGUUUAGCUUUGUCUAAUAUUACAUUCAUUGUGCCAAGCUUAGUUGUACCUGAGGAAAACUUAUAAUAAACAGAAAAAUUACAAUACUAA
Molecule: messenger RNA, 2155 nt
Organism: Zootermopsis nevadensis
Lineage: Eukaryota; Metazoa; Arthropoda; Insecta; Blattodea; Termopsidae
Product: E3 ubiquitin-protein ligase siah-1-like
Biological process (GO): proteasome-mediated ubiquitin-dependent protein catabolic process; multicellular organism development
Cellular component (GO): cytoplasm
Molecular function (GO): ubiquitin protein ligase activity; ubiquitin conjugating enzyme binding; zinc ion binding
Source: RefSeq, a predicted model, not a curated record